Messenger RNA from Brienomyrus brachyistius, 4104 nucleotides. Its product is annotated as cholesterol 7-desaturase nvd. Gene Ontology annotation, molecular function: 2 iron, 2 sulfur cluster binding; chlorophyllide a oxygenase activity. The transcript is spliced from 7 exons. The coding region runs from base 306 to 1688 and encodes 460 amino acids. Gene Ontology annotation, cellular component: chloroplast. Gene Ontology annotation, biological process: chlorophyll biosynthetic process; cholesterol metabolic process. NCBI's taxonomy places the organism in Eukaryota, Metazoa, Chordata, Actinopteri, Osteoglossiformes, Mormyridae. The record is from RefSeq and is a predicted model, not a curated record.
UCAAACCUGUCAAUGGUGAUAUUUGCAGGCUGAAAGCCGUACGAAUAUGAUACUGAUUUUAUUCUUAGGGCAAACUGCUUUCAUGCUCUGCGGGUGAAUGAACUUCGUAAUAAUCACUAGAACACAGCAGUUCUUACGGCGAACCGUCGGUAGAAGGCGGACUUCGGGUAAGUCCAUAGGCAGAGACACGAUCCGUCCGCUUGUCAGGUGUACAGAGCGGCACUUCAUUAGUUCACUGCGGCAGAGGGUGGCACACCGGGCUUUGGUGGCAGAGCGCAGAUUUUUCUCGAUAAACAAACACCAGCAUGGAGAGUUGCAAUCUGUCGCUGCUCAUCAAGGUACUUGCGGUGAUAUCGAUCAGCCUGACGGCCGGACUGCUGCUGGAUGUCCGCGAUCCUUCGGACCUGCUCUUCAUGAGCGGGUAUCCUGAGCUGUGGAGGAAAACCGGGUUGGCUGGUGCCCCCGCCAGGGCCGCAGCCUGCAUCCUCGUCGGGGUGUCGCUUUUAGCGCUGGGCUGGCUGUAUCGGCUCCUCUUCGCUCCGCUGGAGCUGCUCCGCACGCCGGACGAGGUGGGCUACAUAAGUGAGGACGGGCGCUCCCGUGCUCAGGCUGCCAACGAGGUGCGCCGGAGACGCAAGACCGGGGAGCUGCCACCUAUCUACCCCAACGGAUGGUUUCGGGUGCUGGAUUCGCACAUGCUGGACAGGGGGGAAGUGAAGAGCGUUACUGUGCUGGGUGAGCAGGUGGCUGUGUUCCGGGGUCAGGACGGGAAGGCCCACGUCGUGGAUGCGUACUGCCCCCAUCUGGGCGCCAACCUGGCGGUGGGCGGACGUGUGGUUGGCGGAUGCAUCGAAUGCCCUUUCCAUGGCUGGCAGUUCCGCGGCGAAGAUGGGAAAUGUGUUCAUAUCCCCUAUGCGGAGAAAGUGCCGGAGUUUGCUAAGGUUCGAUGUUGGCCCAGCAAGGAGAUCAAUGGUCUGAUCCUGGUGUGGUUCCACUGCGAUGGUCUUGAGCCCAGCUGGACCAUUCCGGAGCAAGAGGAGAUCGCGCGUGGCCAGUGGGUGUACCGCGGCCGUACGGAACACUUCAUCAACGCCCACAUUGAGGAGAUCCCGGAGAAUGCAGCUGACAUCGCCCACCUGGCACAUCUGCACACGCCAGGCAUCGUCAGUGGUGUGGACCUCCGCUACACUAACAGCAAGACCUGGGAGUUCAUCCGCCAUGAUUGGAAGGUGGAAUGGGAACCUGAGGCAGAGCCCAACAAACACUGCUCGCAGAUGCUGGUGAAACACGCCCUGACCGUGUUCGGCCGCCACUGGCCGAUACUCGACGUGAACGUGGUGGCCAGACAGGUGGGCCCAGGGGUCGUGUUCCUGCUCUUCGACAGCAGCUUCCUGGGUCGCGGCGUCAUCAUGCACUCGGUGACCCCCGUGGAGCCCCUCCUGCAGUGCGUCUCUCACAGCAUCUUCUACCAGGGCAACAUCCCCCCCCUGGUGCCCAAGUUCAUCCUGCGGGCUGAGUGCAUCCAGUUCGAACGGGACGUGAUGAUCUGGAAUAACAAGAGGUACAGCUCCAAGCCCGUCCUGGUGAAGGAGGACUCAGCCAUCCAGAGACACCGGCGCUGGUACAGCCAGUUCUACACGGAGAACAGCCCCCGCCUCCGCUACCAGUACGACACGCUGGACUUCUGACCAGCUAUGCUGCCGCUUUGCACCUGCAUUUGAGUGUGAAAGAAUGACCGAGGGUGAUGCCUUUAAUGAGGAGAAGUGUGGGAUUGCUACACAGGCUGUGGGCUGGGAUGGAGGGAGCCACUAGGGGGCGCUGGACAAAGGGAGAUGCAGGAUGCAGGGAAGAGGACACUUAGAGAAGCUUGCAGAGCUCUUGUGCUCUGUUUGACGUCCUGCUUCCAUGCCUCUGUUGGAAAACAAUCAAAGCCAGCAAUCCUAUGCAUUUUUAAGCGAUCGUUAUGUCAAAGUAUAUUGUGUCCAUAAGAGUAUCAUUCAUAAAUGUUACUUGAAAAGGAGCGCGACUUUAGUCCUCCUCCCCUAAUGUAUUCCUAUUUUCCUCGGCCUCCUUUUUAUAAUCGAUUUUAAACUCAAAACAAGUCUGUUUAUUUUUCUUACACGACAAGCACGGCAUAUAGGAUAAUCCUGUCGUUAUUAAAAAUGCCUUUCUUGUUGUUAUUAUGGAGGAAUUAUUGAAUUCAAAGUGCACUAAGCAUCCGAAGAUGGAGGGAGCACAGAUUCCAAUUGUGAAAGAGAUGUGAGGAAUCCCAGCGUACCAACUGUGAACACAGUAUAAGGAGGUCAGCCAGAGUCCUGUUAUUUCCUUCCUUCCCCUUUAAGUGCCUCUGUGCUCUCUAUUCUGGCAGACUUAAAGGGAUGGGCUGGUUUUAGAGUGACAUUCUCUCUAUGCAGUAUUUUGAACCUACUUUACAUUUUUCUUAGCAAUUACAGCCACCCAGAAGGUGGGAGGGCAGCUUGAUUCUUCGUCUUUUUUUCUUGCUGUGUAAUUAAGACACCAGUCGUUGAUCACAGCAGCGCGUCCCGGUGCAGAAUGAUCCGUCUCCAGGUGGCUGAGCAGGUUCCGUUGUUCCUUUCUCUCGUUUCUAUUUCCGAUCCCUCAUGAUCUCCACGAUGCAGGAUUUAAAAAAAAAUAUAUACAUCUUAAAGGCUGUAUAUGUAUUUGAGAGGUUGGCCUUGCACUGAGCAUGGGGCUGCACUAUACACCAGCACUACUAAUUAAUAAUAGUAAUAAUAGUAAUAUCUGCAGUACAGGUCGAAAGAACUCUAUAUUCUCCAGCUAGGUAAUUGAGUAGGUGGGCUGACACUGGAACGGAAUACACACUAUUUAAUUAUUGUACUUGCUUAAAAUGGAACAGGGUACUCAUUGCUCAGCGGUACUUGUUUUUUAUUGGAACUAUUACUCUGGAAUCAAUACUAACAGCUUCCCCAAACAUGUGGUUUGGAUAUUUCCUCAAUUAUUCUUGAGUUAAUUUGACAUAAACGGCAAAUGGACUGUCAUUAAAGCACAUGUCCGCAGAUCUUAGAGGUCUCAUAUUUCGACACCUCUUACAGGUCAUCUAUUCUCAUCCAGCCUUGCAAGGCCCGUUUUAUACAGGCUGACUGAAAUGUAUAAAUAAAGACCAGGUUACAAAUGGCAAUAAAUGGUGGCUAAUGGUCUAAUUAACAUUCUGGUUGUGUGAAUAGUUUGCUGAAGAAGCACUGCAGCAAAUGUAGAUAGCUUUGCAGAAAUAGGUUAUAGCUGGAUUGCACGCUGAUGAAAUGGAUUUUCAUAGUAGUACAGUAGGGUUAUACAUGUAGCGAGAGUGUAGCUUCUCGCUCUAACAAUGAGGUCACAAUGAUAAUCGAGCACCAAUCAGAGCAGAGGCUGCGGAGGCCAUUUAUUUAACUGUACUGUCAAUUCAAUAUUGAUGCAGCACAGGUUUCCCAAACUGGAUAAUGGCCACAGACGGAUGCUGGAAAAUCAUCCAUUUUAUGAUCCAGGGACUCUUAAUACUGUGAUAAUUGCACUGUGAAUGGUACUCAAGCAGCCGACUAUGUAGCAAAGGGUUAAAGCGAAACCCUUAAAAUGAAACGCACUGGUUAUCAGCUAAUUAUCAGUAAUUCAAGGAACAACGUCGAGCUUAAUGCAAACCUUAAGACAGGCAAAGUAUGAACAGUUUGCUAGAAGAUAACUUGGCUUUCUUGGAACAUGGGAAGGUCUCAGUCUAUCACAUACCAUGUGACUGGACUGAUAGAGUCUUUAAAAAUGUGCAUUAAAACCUGCGGACUCCCAGAGGCCGUGGGAGACGUUGGGCGAGGAAGACAGACAACCCUGUCUGUGUGUGUAUAGAGAGAAUCGGAAACCAUACUUCAUGUACCAGUUGUGGAAAAACAAUAUCUGAGUCUUAUUUUCCCUUUUAUAAAACAGAUUUGAGAAUUAUUUUUGUAAUUGCAAUGCUUUAAAAAUGUUAUAUCAGCAUAUUGUUUUAUCUUUACUUGCUUUUUAUACCAGAUCUCUGCUCGCUUAACACAGUAUAUCAGAUAAGGGAGUUAAUGCUUUUAUUCUUGUUGUUGCUGCAAAAAUAAAACAAAACAACAGUGA